AUGUCCACUCCCUCUCAAUCCGAUACCACCUUUCUUUCUGUUCAUAAUGAAAGUGAAAUGAGAAGACCUUCUCAACAUUGGCUCUCUCAAACUGUGGAUGUUGAAUUUCCCGAUAAGAGUAUUCAUGUCUUUCCAUGUCCAGUCAAAUGUUUUGAUAUUGCAGUAUUAUUAAAGAAACAUAUGCAUAUCAAAACUGAUAUUUAUGCAUUGGAAGUCAAUAAUUUGAUUACUUCAUUGAAUGAAGUGAUUUCUUUUACUCAAGUCAAAGUUAAACCUAUUUUGAGAGAUAGUGUGGAUGGUCAUGCCAUUUUGAGACGUAGUUUAGUAUUUCUUGUUGGAUUGGCUACUCAUUUGGAAUUUCCUGAAUUUUCAAUGACUGUUGAACAUUCUUUGAGAAAUGGUUAUAUGUGCUGUGUGGAAGAUACCAAUGUCACUACUGAACAAUUAGCUAAAAUUGAACACAAAAUGAAAGAUCUUGUGAAUCGAGAUCUUCCCAUUCUCACUCGUUAUGUUUCCUAUGAAACUGCAAUGGAAUUCUUUGAAAAGGUUGUAAAAAGACCUUACACGGCAUCUCUCAUCUCUGCCAACAAUGAUCCUGCUGUUCCCAUUGAUUAUUGUGAUGGUAUUGCUGAACAAUAUUUUGAUUUACAUCACAGAACAUUGGUGGCAAGAACAAGUUUUCUUCAUGAUUGUUUUACAUUGGAGAAAUUCAAUCAUGGAUUUAAAUUACAAUUUCCUGCUGAACCUUAUGAUUUGGGAUUAGAAUUUAAUGAUGAAACAUUGGCGAACUUGUAUUCAGAAUAUAAUAAUUGGGGUAAAAUUACCAAUACGAGAUGUGUGGGUGAUUUGAAUCAACACGUGAAUAAUAAUACCAUUAAAUGGUUUAUGGCAUUGAAUCAUGCAUUGCAUGAUCAAAAGAUUGUCAAGAUUGCAUUGGAUAUUUAUUCGAGACGUGAUAAAGUCAAAUUGAUUUUGGCGGCAGGACCAUCCAGUUCAGGUAAAACUACGUUCGCUAAAAAACUCUCCAUUCAAUUGGAAAUUUUAGGUAUCAAACCAGUGACCAUUUCUGUGGAUGAUUAUUACAAGCCUAAUAAGGAGUGUCCAUUGGAUGAAAAUGGAAAUUAUGAUUUUGAAACCAUUGAUGCCUUGAGAAUUGACUUGUUGAAUGAACAUUUAGAAUCAUUGAUUAAGGGUGAAGAGGUCAUGUCUCCAAUCUUUGAUUUCAAGAAGGGAGUACCCAAAGACAUUGGUCGUAAAAUCAAAUGUCAACCUGGACAAGUCCUAUUAAUGGAAGGUAUUCAUUGUUUGAAUGAUAAAUUAACUCCAAAGAUUCCAAAUGAAAACAAAUUCAAGAUAUUCCUUGCACCACUCACUCAAUUGAAUUUGGAUGAAGUGAAUUUCAUUAGUAACAAUACGACACGACUAUUGAGAAGAAUGGUUCGAGAUUUUAAUUUCAGAGGACAUUCAGUCACUUCCACGUUGGACAUGUGGCCUGCAGUGCGUAAAGCAGAACAUCGAAAUGUGUUUCCUUUCAUGAAGAAUGCAGAUGUAGUGUUUAAUACUUCUCUCGAUUAUGAAUAUUCUGUAUUGAAAGUUUAUGCUAAACCAUUGUUGAGUGCAGUCAGUCCAAAGAGUCCACAUUACAACUCGGCACGAGAAUUGUUAGCCUUUUUACGUUAUUUCCAUGCCAUUCCAGCUGCUUCCAUUCCAAGUGAUUCAUUGUUGCGUGAAUUUAUUGGAGAUUCAUUCUUUGAUUAUGAGUAG
This is a messenger RNA of Naegleria lovaniensis, 1764 nucleotides long. RefSeq lists its product as uncharacterized. Bases 1 to 1764 code for a protein of 587 amino acids. Lineage: Eukaryota; Heterolobosea; Eutetramitea; Acrasida; Naegleriidae. The record is from RefSeq and is a predicted model, not a curated record. Gene Ontology annotation, molecular function: ATP binding; kinase activity. The transcript is spliced from 3 exons. Gene Ontology annotation, cellular component: cytoplasm.